Messenger RNA from Trametes versicolor FP-101664 SS1, 3649 nucleotides. RefSeq lists its product as uncharacterized. The transcript has 2 exons. Lineage: Eukaryota; Fungi; Basidiomycota; Agaricomycetes; Polyporales; Polyporaceae. The coding region runs from base 261 to 3053 and encodes 930 amino acids. The record is from RefSeq and is a predicted model, not a curated record.
CCGAUCCAGGUACGGUCCUCGAGGAGCAGCGGGAACCGCCACCGUCCUUUCGCUCCUUCCUUCACCUUCCCGCUAAAUCCCUGCCCCGGCCAGACUUCCGGCCCUCCGCAAGUCGCCCCUCCUCGGCCAGUCCUCCCUGCCUCCCUACCUUUUCCCCACACCUUGUCCUCCCGACUCUUCUCGCGCCCUCCAAUGCCCCCUCUCGACGUCUGAUCUUCCCCGACGACACUCUCCCUGCGCCCUCUUUCAUCCACUCCCCCAUGCGCCGUAUUGCCGCGGUCUUCGCUUCAAAGCGGUCAGACAGAUCCGAUGCUGCCUCCUCCACCGCCGCCUCCUCCAACGCCGACCACAGUCUCUCCGCGCAGAGCCAGGCAACCGUAAAACCCGCGCGCGCACGCUUUUUCCGCUCCAUUUCGCGCAAGAGCAAGCCCGUCGAUCCUGUCGUCAACCGCCUCAACAGCUCCGAGCUGCACCCGCCUUCGUCCUCCUCGUCCUCUAGCGGUGCGCCUACCACUCCUGACGAUGACCGCGGUUCUCUCCUCAGGGUUCCCGCGUCCAAGGCAUGGCUUCCCCUGCCCCCUCUUCCCAACGAGCACCACUCUUCAUCUAGCUCAUUAUUGCACCAUCCGGAGCUGACUCCCCACCAUUUGUCCUCGUUCCAUUCCACGCCCCGCCCCCGCGCAGCCCCAUCCAGGCAGUCUACCCUUGACACCGAGGACGACUCAUCCGAAGAGUCCUCCGUCGCCCUCGAUCUCUCGAGGCCACCGGAGCGCUCGACGCCCCUCGCUGCCCCCGCCUACGUCCUCGCUCUUACGUCAAGUCAUCUGCAUCCUCCAUUCUCCCCGCCCCCCUUGCUCCAUGUACCGGGCUGUCCCACAUACCCCCGAUCGUUCAACAGCCGGCGCACGCUCCCCUAUGCAGAUUCUUUGGAGUCGUCCAUGCACCGAGUGCGGCUCCAGCGCCGUCUCCAGUGCGGCGAUCUAACCCCUUCCGAACAGCGUUCGAUUGCCUCGUUCGCCGGAAGACGGACCGUGCCAAAGGAGCGUCUCUCGUUGCAACUGGACGAUAAUGCGGUCGACGUUAAGCAAAUCACGCCGUUCUCUGCGGGGUUGCGGAGGUGGGCCGAUCGCCCGUGCUUCGAGGACAGGAUGCAGGUGCUGCUUGCCGAGGAUGUCCCAACCGGCAACGAUCUGGUCUGGGCACGGGUGGCCCCGGCCACUGGCUAUGGCGUGGCUGCCCUCGAGUACUCGGUAGCGCUCGAGAUGCUUGCAGGUUUGUAUGAGGAAGAGGCUCAGCCAGCCGAAGAGCCGCAGGGUUCGGAGCCGGACACGCUCCCUUUAGACUUCCUCCGUGUCGACACCCAGCUCUCGCUGGAUCUCUCCCUUCCGCACUCUCAGUCUCUCAUGACCCCGAGUCCUUCCUCGCUAUUGGAACCGCAGUCAUCAACAACGUCGCUCUCAACAAUGGCCCCGGCAUCAGCGCCCGCUGCUGUUUCAUCGUUGGCACCCCCUGCCAACCCCCGUUCUGUGUCGCACAACAGCAGCCAUUACAAGGCUCACCCCUCGCCGCUCCGCAUGGAGACUUCUUCGACGCCUCUGGCGACCGCGCUCCUCGCAUCGCCCGCGCCCUCGACGACUUCAACAGCUGUCGCAUCUCCUCGUUCUCUGCCCAGCAUCGCAUCCCCACCAGCAUCAGCACCAGCAGCGCCCCUCAAAUCUGCACUGAAGCAGGGUGUUCGCUUCGCUGAAGGUGAGAAAGAGGACAAGGAGGAAGGCCUCCCUCUUGGGUACGUGCAGCGCAUCAAGCAGAAACGCGAGGAGAAGGCGCGCUUCCUGCAGCAGGAGCGCGAGCGCCGCAAACAUGACGACGAGCGGCGGAAGCACGAGGAAGAGAAGCGAAGAUGGGAGGAGGAGCGCGCGGCUUGGGAGCGCGAGAAACGUGCGAUCGAGGACGAGCGCAAGAAGCGGAUGUAUGCGGACGAAAUCGCUGCUGCUCGGAGUCGCCGGGAGAGCCAGCGAUUUGGGCCCCUGGGCGCGAUGACGGGCGAGGGCCUUGCCACGGGCCAGUGGGACCGGAACGAGCGCGGCGGCCGAUCGGAACGCGAGGUGUCCUCGACGCACAGUCGGCCGACGUACGACCCCUCGAGCCACCCCUCCCGACAGGGCUCCGACGUAUCUGUUCAUCAAGUGCAUACACCCAGGACUGCGAGUGGCUCGGUCUCUGGAUCACCAUCGAGCGUACGGCCUGGCAGCGUCUACGGCUCCGCAAACAUUCCUGGGUCUUCCCGUCCACCAUCGAUGUACUCUGGGUCACCCGUGGCGUCCUCGUCGCAGCAAGACAUUCGUCUUCGCGAGCGCCGCAUAAGCGGUACUGGCAGCCGCCGAGCCUCCAUGGUUUCCGAAGCUGCAGGUUCCCGUAACUCUCUCGCCAUCCCCCCGAUGCCGAUGCAGCCGAUGUGGGGCAUGGGCAUGAACGGUAUGCCUAUGCAGGGUAUGCCCAUGGGGAUGGUAAUGCCCAUGCCGAUGUAUGGCGGCGGGGCUAUGGAGAUGCCUCUCCUGCCGCCGUCGCCCCCUUUCAUGGCGCAGCAGUACGGCUAUCGACCGCCAUCGCAGAACAGCAACCGCGCCUCACAGCCGUCCCCGCAGCGCUCGCACAGUUCAUCGCCGACGAUGGGAGGACGUGGCCUGCCAACAAGCCACAGCUCGGAUCGCGUCAAUCGCAUGUCACAGGCGCAUGGUUCAUCAUCGUCGGCGCGCGCGCCUUCAGUGCCUCGCUCUGAGUCGACGCCAGGCCCUCGGCGUGGGCAUCAGCGCACAUCGAGCGGCGAGAUCGUGCAACGGCCUUCCACGCUACGCAGUCACUCAGACGACAAGCGGAGUACGAAGUCCGCGGCGCCGUCGCCACGUCCCGCGCCCGUGCAUAGCUCUUCGCUACCACCACACCCUCCGCCGUCCUUCAACCCAUCGAGGCAGUCGUGGGCUCUACCCAAGACAGGGUUCGAAAACGUCAGCCGACCAUCACAAGGCUCGCGGCGGCAGACGGUCAUCUCAUGACAGUGAGCCCGCUCUGGCCGACCCACUUUACCCCCUCCCCUCACCGCCCAUCGUCCGCCGGACUAGUGCAUAAGUAUUCACCCACCUAAUCUUGGACGUUGUGUCAUGCAUGCACCGUCUCUCGUUAUACCUGACCGCAUACACUCUUUCGUCCUCUUUUUACCACGGCAUCUUCUCCGCGCAUUGACCCUUUUUUCUUCUGUUUCCUUACAACUUAUUCCGUGCGAACUCAGUUCUCGUCAUGUCUAUUGCCUCAUCGACACACACACAUCGCACGCCCCACUCCCCCUCCCAUUCCCAUUCCUCCCUCGCUAUCCUCCCGCAUAUCUCCACAAACACAUACCGGACGCCGAACCUUGUCCACGCCCGUCAUGCCCCGCGCCCGCGCGCCGCCGCCGUCGCCGCGCACCCAGUAGCUAGUUAGUACGUAUACAGUAUUGUAGAACCGCCCGCCUGCAUGGAUGCUGCUCUCCCCCCUUCACCCGCUUUCGCACCCCGCACCCCUUGUUCGGGCCCCCUGCCCCUGCCGCGCCGUCCAUUACCGGGCGCCGCGACGAACGUGUACUCUCCCCAAGUUACCCAUCCCAAUACGUACU